CUAGUGCAGAAAAUAGGCAGAAGCAGACGGGAGCCAGCAGGCACGUUGACCCGGCGCAAUUGACCACCAUCAAAUCAUUGCUCCCAAAUCUCCCUACCAGUCUGUCAAUCUCUUCUCCAUGUGACCAUCCAUGAAACAACAUCCGCAGCAACGACCGUAUCAAAAUCCUCCUCCCAUGGAAUCGUCUGCGUCGAGGAGGCAGAGGCGAGCGAGCACCAGCAGCAUGAGCAGCGGCCAGCAAGUCUCAGGCAUCAGCGACUUCAGCAGGGCGGCUUCCGACGGGUACCCGUACCCUUCCUUCACCUCCUCCGACGCCGCCGCCUCCUACCGGCGGCAGCCCUCGUCGUACAGCGCGCCGUUUUCCCAGGUGAGCCGGAGCUCCACCCGCAGCAGCAGCAGCUCGUUCAGCGCGGCGGCGCGGGGCGUCGCGGGGGUGUUCGGCACCUGCUUCGUGCCCCGGGUCAGGAAGGAUGCGACGGAGGAAGAACGGGAGGCUUCUCGGGGGAGCCGGAGUGCCGGGUUUUCUCAGGGCAGCAGAAGUGGAGGUUUUUCUCAGGGGAGCAGGGGCGCAGGUGUACAUGCCUCCACAGAUUCAGCAGGGCCGGGCAAAGAAAGUUCAGGGCUCACAGUUGCAGAUAUAUCCAGGGCAACAUCAAACUUCAGUGAGAAGAACAUGGUGAAGCAGGGAGCUUCUUCCAGCAUCUACAAAGGGAAGCUCAAGGAUGGGUCCGAGGUUGCCGUUAAACGCGCUAGAAAGUUAAACGGUCAGUAUCUGUCUACUGAGCUUAGCAGGGAGCUCGAAACGCUUCAGAAGAUCGAGCAUCAGAAUCUGGUCAGGUUCCUUGGGUUCCUGGAGCAGAGAGAAGAAACACUGAUCGUCGUCGAGUACGUCGACAAUGGCUCCUUAAGGGAACACUUGGAUGAAUCGCGCGGAACCGGGUUAGAACUCGCGCAGCGGCUCAACAUCGCGAUCGAUGUUGCUCAUGCCAUCACCUACCUGCACGGAUACGCAGAACGGGCGGUGAUCGACCGGGACAUCCGGUCGACGAACGUGCUGCUGACGGGCGCGCUGUCGGCGAAGGUGGCAGGGUUCGGGCUGGCGAGGAUGGCGGCGGACGACGGGCCGGAUGCGACGCACGUGACGACGCGGGCAGUGGGCACCGCCGGGUACGUGGACCCGGAGUACAUGGUCACGCUCCAGCUCACCGACAAGAGCGACGUCUACUCCUUCGGCGUCCUCCUCGUCGAGCUCGUCACCGGCCGCCCACCCAUCGAGCGCCGCCCCGGCCUUGACCCACGCGCCACUACCAAAUGGGCGAUGCAGAAGUUCAGGGGAGGGGACGCGGUGGUGGCCAUGGACCCGAGGAUGCGGAGGAGCCCGGCGUCCGUGGCGGCGGUCGAGGGGAUGCUGCGGCUGGCCGAGCUGUGCGUCGCGCCGGCGAGGAAGGACCGGCCAUCGAUGCGGCGGUGCACCGAGGCGCUAUGGACCGUGCGGCGGGACUACCACCGGAGGCAAGAGCCGCGGCAGGACGCGUCUCCGGGCAUCGCCACCGGAGACAGGAGCGCCGAGUGGGUGAGCCGAUGAUGUUGCUGGUACAACCGGUUCGGCAGUACCCUGCGAACAAAUCGAAAUCUAGCACGUGCUCUGCAAAUUACAACUCUGACCUCUGAUCUCUGAACUCGUCCUAUGUAAAUGUUUGUAAAUUUUGACCAUUCAGAUUAAAGAUUUGGACAAAUAUAGUUUGAAACAAUUUGAGAUUUUUUU
Lolium perenne is the source of this 1765-nucleotide messenger RNA. RefSeq names its product calmodulin-binding receptor-like cytoplasmic kinase 2. Lineage: Eukaryota; Viridiplantae; Streptophyta; Magnoliopsida; Poales; Poaceae. Gene Ontology annotation, biological process: protein phosphorylation. Gene Ontology annotation, molecular function: ATP binding; protein kinase activity. The record is from RefSeq and is a predicted model, not a curated record.